AUGAUUGUCCAUACUGGUGAAAAGUCUUAUUCAUGUGAGCAUUGCUCAAAGUCAUUUGCUAAUGCUUCAGGCUUAAAGUCGCAUUUGAGAGUCCAUACUGGUGAAAAGCCUUAUUCGUGUGAGCAUUGCUCAAAGUCAUUUUCUCAAGCUUCAUCUUUGAAGACACAUUUGAGAGUCCAUACUGGUGAAAAACCCUAUGCCUGCAACUAUUGUUCAAAGACAUUUGCUAACGCUUCAGGCCAAAAGAUACAUUUGAGAGUCCAUACUGGCGAAAAGCCAUACUCGUGCGAAUCUUGUUCAAAGUCAUUUUCUCAAGCUGGACAAUUAAAAAUGCAUAUGAAUACCCAUACUGGUCAAAAGCCGUUUCCUUGUGAACGCUGUUCGAGGGCAUUUUCUCAAAAAUCCUAUUUAAAGAUCCAUAUGAGAAUCCAUACUCGUGAGAAACCUUACUCGUGCGAUUGCUGUUCAAAAACAUUUUCGCAGACUUCAGCUUUACUGAUACACAAGAGAGUCCACACUGGCCAAAAACCGUAUUCUUGCGAGCAGUGCUCCAAAACCUUUACUCAAUCUUCACACUUAACGACUCACAUGAGAGCGCACGCUGGCAAAAAACCAUAUCCUUGUGAAAACUGUUCAAAGGCGUUUUAUACCUCUGCAGCUUUGAAGAAGCAUUUAGAAGUACAUGCAGAAGGAAAAUCUCAUUCUUGUGAUGUUUGUUUCAAGAAAUAUUCCAGUGCUUCACAUUUAAAGAGACAUUUCAGUGUCCAUACUGAUGCUGGCAAAAAGCCAUUUUCUUGUCUUUGCUGCUUAAAAACAUUUUCUGCGGCUUCAGCUUUGAAGAGUCAUAUGAGAGUGCACACUGGUGAAAAGCCAUUUGCUUGCGAUUAUUGUUCAAAGGCCUUUUCUCAAGCUACAUUGCUAAAGAAUCACAUGGUAGUUCAUUCUGGCGAAAAGCCGUUCACUUGCGAAUCCUGCUCAAAGUCAUUCGCUUUAGCUUCACAACUAAAGCAACAUAUUAAUGGUCAUACUAGCAAAAAAAACUAUUUGUGUGAAUGCUGUUCAGCGGCGUUUUCUCGUCCUUCAACUUUAGAGAGUCACAUGAGAGUCCAUACUGGCGAAAAGCCAUAUUCAUGCGAACAUUGCUCAAAAAUUUUUCACAAAGCCACCCUCUUAGAGAGACACAAGAGAGUCCAUACUGGCGAAAGACGCUACUCAUGUGAAGUUUGUUCAAAAAAAUUUACAUGCAAUGGGCACUUAAAAAGACACUUAAGGAUCCAUACUGGCGAAAAGCCCUAUUCGUGCGAAUCUUGUUCAAAGUCAUUUUCUAACUCUUCAGCUUUAAAGGCACAUUUGAGAGUUCAUACGGGUGAGAAGCCGUACUCGUGCGACAGCUGUUCCAAGGCAUAUUCUGACCCUUCCAAAUUAACGGAACAUAAGAGAAUGCACACUGGUGAACGGCCGUUCUCGUGCGAAUAUUGCUCAAAGUCAUUUGCUCGAGUUAAUAUCUUAAAGAGGCAUAGGAGGAUCCAUACUGGCGAGAAGCCAUAUUCUUGCGACAAUUGUCCGAAGGCAUUUUCUGAUUCCUCGCAACUAAAAAGUCACAUGAGGGUCCAUACUGGUGAAAAACCGUUUUCAUGCGAGUAUUGCGGAAGGAAGUUUUCUCAGUCAGGCCACUGGAGGACGCAUUUGAGAGUCCAUACGGGUGAAAAGCCAUACACGUGUAAAUCCUGUUCCAUGCAGUUUUCUCACUUCUCCUCGUUUCAAAAACACAAGAGGGUUCAUUCUGGUGAAAAGCCAUUUGCUUGUGCAUACUGUUCAAAGGCAUUUGGUCAGUCUUCAAAUCUAAAGACUCAUAUGAGAAUCCAUACUGGCCAAAAGCCAUUAAUCUGUGAACAUUGUUCAAAGCGAUUUGCUUAUGCUACAAGCUUGAAAGUUCACAUGAAAGUUCAUGCUGGUGAAAAACCAGAUUCUUCUUAA
Messenger RNA from Uloborus diversus, 1977 nucleotides. RefSeq names its product zinc finger protein 721-like. The record is from RefSeq and is a predicted model, not a curated record. Lineage: Eukaryota; Metazoa; Arthropoda; Arachnida; Araneae; Uloboridae. The coding region runs from base 1 to 1977 and encodes 658 amino acids. The transcript has a single exon.